UUUCUCAGGUUUCCACUAUCAAUGUCAAAUUGUUAAGGUGUUAGAAUACAAAAAUAAUUUAUAAAUAAAGAACACCUUUUUACCAUGUGAAAUAAACUUGUUAUUUUACAAAAAAAUACUGAGACAUCAUGGCAGCUAUAGAUCUUCCCUAUGAGGUUCUAGUGUAUCUUUUUAAAUAUUUACCAACUUCUGAUCGGAAAGCUGCCAGCGAAACAUGUCAUGCAUGGUAUCAAGCUGCUAAUGAUUAUUGUUUUCUAAAAAACAAAACAAUUGUAUUUUACAAAACUGAUCUAAAUGGGGAAACAACACCACUUGAAAUAAUUGAAAAUUCUAUAACACCUUAUUUUAAUUUUUUAUUCAGUGAAGUAGAAAUAUCACAAAAAUUAAAUGGAUUCUGGGACAAAAUAGGGGAAAAUAUUAAAAGUUUGACUAUUAGAAAAUGUGAUAUACAUGAAAAAGUUAUAGAUAACAUCUUACACCAAUGUAAUGCUCUUGAAACAUUAAAUAUUCAGAGCUGUAAAGAACUUUUUAUGUCAGGCUGUCUACUAGAGAAGACUAACAGUUGGAUAGCAAACAGUUUCAGAAACUUAAAAAGCCUUAGUUUAUCAGAAAACAAAUACAUAACAGAUGCAUUAUUUUACAGAUUUGUUAAAAAUGCUCCACUAUUAGAGGAUUUGUGCUUAUCUUUAUGCCCUUUGCAAUUUCACGGAGGUUUUAUUAAACGAUUCUAUCCUAAUACAAAUGAUAUUUUUGAAAAUCCAUCAGAGUGUGUUUUCACAUUUUAUUUUGUUCUACAAUUUAUAGAAUCUAGAGCUAAGCACAUAAAGAGCAUGGUGUUUUCUAAUACUUUAAUAGACGGGUCCGCUUUGAAGUCCUUAUCAGAAAUUAAAAACCUGAAGUUGGAAAGUCUACAAUUAAAUACCUGUGAUCAGCUUACAAAUGCGGGCAUUAUAUCAUUGACAACACAUCAGCAAACUCUCAGAGAAUUAGAUAUUGGUCUAUGUACACGAGUUACUGACCAAUCUCUAAUGUAUAUCAGUGAAAAUCUGAUCAAUUUAGAGUCUCUUAACAUUCAAAGAUGCAGAGCAGUUACUAACAUGGGAAUAGCUGAAUUAUAUAAAUUGAAAAAACUAAAGCGUUUAAAUAUCUCGCAAUGUGAACUUAUUACUAGAGAAGGCAUUGAGAAAGGAAUUUGUAAGUCAGAGAAUGUCACAUUACAAGAAUUGGAUAUAAAUUCCUUAAAUUUAGUACAAACAGGUGUUAUAAUGAUCUCUGAAACAUUAACAAAUUUACGUUUUUUAGAUUUAAGUUUUUGUUUUAAUGCUGUGACUGAUACGUCAAUUCAAGUAAUUUUUAAAAAUCAAUUAUUUUUACACACAUUAAAAAUAAGUUACUGUGACAAAGUCUCAGAUGCUGGUUUAACUGGCAUGGGGAAAAUUGAAACAGAAGGUGAUGAUGAAGGACCAGUCAUGUCCAAUUACAAUGAAGUCAGUAUGCCUAAUAGAAUACAUUUAGGUUCAAGAGCUGAAGAGGAAAUUAUUCGUGAUGCAAGAAGAAAAAGAGAUGUUAUGAGAAUGUGUGAAAAAUUAACUUUGGAUUCAUACACUGGUUACUCCUUAGCUCGAAUGAAAUCGCUUCAAGAACUUAAUAUCAGUGGUUGUAACAGGAUCACAGAUGUUAGUUUAACAUAUGCCUUCUCAUUUAAAGAACUUCGACGUCUUAAUUUGAGUAGAUGCCAGCAAAUAACAGUUGAUGGCAUAAAACAUCUAGUCAAAAACUGUCCCAGCAUUGAGUAUUUAAAUCUAAAUGACUGUUACAAUUUAAAGGACGAUGCUGUGGUCGAGAUUGUGAAAGGUUUAAAGAGGUUACAAUAUCUUGAAUUAAGGGGUUGUAACCAGUUAACUGAUAAAACUUUGGAAGCGAUAAAAGAGCAUUGCAAAAUACUUAAAGUUUUGGAUGUUCAAGGUUGUCACAACAUAUCAGCAGAAUUGGGAUGCGGGAUAGGAUCUUUGCCUACGCUUCAUACUGUAUUGAUGUCCAAACCAGGACCAUAUAUUACUGAUGGAGUGAAGAAUAGAACACCGGCACCACCCCUUUUACCUUCUUUAUUACGAAAACUACGUUUGCACUAAGAUGGUACAAUUGUUAUAGCAGAUAGAUUUUAAACUUAAAUCGCCCAAAUAAAAAUUCAAGAUUUGUUAUUGUUCUUCUUAUUCAAAAUCAUCUGCAAUUAAAGUUACAUGUUAAAAUUAUUACAAAUUAUAUUGUAUACCAUCGGUUUAUUAUUUUAGGCUUUUACUAAAUUAAUACAAUGAAAACUAAUAUAAAAUAUUAAUACGAUAUACAGACAAAGGUCCAACAGUGUAAGGCUUAACUAUUUUAAUCCAAUUUCACAUUCCGCGAUUGAACAAUUACAACAACUUUAUUAUACUUAACGCAACGGUCACAACGUUAUAUUUCAAACUAGCUUUGUCUUUAUAUCAAGCUUUUGUUAUGUAAUAUACUAAUUUAUUUGAUUUGAUAGAUUUAAUUAGGUACUAUAUUUUAACUAUUUCGCUUAUUUAUGUAUAUUUAAUUCGUUGUAUUUUUUAUGUUCUAAAUAUUGUAUAUAUAAUAAAAUAUAAAAAAUUUAUUUUAAUUAAUUUCGUGAAAUAUUGACCUGAAAUUAUUUGAAAAUAUAGAUAUUAUAUGAGUCUUAUUUAAAGUCAACUAAGGUUUUAAAGAGAUAAGAAUAAUUUAAAAUGAUUAUUGAUAUUAUUUGAAGUUAAAUAGCCACUGUUCGAUAUUAUAAACCAACGAUUAGAAGUGAAUAUGAGGUGAAUUUACUCAAAAAUUGAUUAACACUAGAAGUACAAUUAUUUAUAAUAACAAUAAUCUAAUGUACACAACAUUAUAGUACAUUAGGUAUCAAUUUGAUUCAUACUUAGGCAAAACAACUCAAUGAGUUUUCGGUAUUGGAAUAAGUCUGUGUUAGUAGUGUUUGUCAAGGAACAAUAAAUCAUUUAUUUGUUCCAAUUCUAGUUCAUUAUAACGCCCUAUUAUUUGCCGAUAAUAAUUAAUAUCAAACUUUUGUUAUAUUUUUUAGAUUCCAAGCAAUACAAAAAAUUUAGACAACUCGUAAAUGUUAUGUUAAUUAUUUUUAAUUAUAAAUUAAAGAUUAUUUUCAGUAAAAAAAGGAUGGCUAUGUUGUUUUUUUAUAUAAUCUACAUUUAAAAUUGUUUUAACAGUGUUACAAGUUUACUAAAAAUCGAAUAACGCGAUUUGCAACUACAGCAUGGCCCGAACUCUUGAGUCCAUAAUUUGCAAAUGUUACCUUUAUGCCGAAAUUCUUCAAAAAUAGAAUAAAUUAAUAAUUGUCAUCUAAAAUUGCUUACAACAAUGUUACAGUAUCAAAAAAAGGAGACUCAAUUAAUAAGACUUUUUUUUUCAAAUAUUUUAUUACAUUGCAUUUAAAAUAAUUUAUAAAUUCAUAGUUUACCUACAGAUAUUAUAUUCUAUUUUGCCCUAUCAAUCUUUGUUCGUACUUAACACAGUUAAUGUUUUAAUACAAUGAUAGAUACACUAAUAGUAAAAGUUAAACACUGUCUGUCUCCUUUAACUUUAAUUAGAGUUAAGAAAAACGAAAGUCGUAAGUGCAACAAUAUAUUAAUUUUAAAACACUUUUUGUACAAGUAACAGUCAAACAUAUAUAAAACACGUUCUUAUUAUCAUAUACAAUAAUUCAUUUUUAGAAAAAAAUCCAAAUUUAAAACAAAC
Molecule: messenger RNA, 3756 nt
Organism: Vanessa atalanta (red admiral)
Lineage: Eukaryota; Metazoa; Arthropoda; Insecta; Lepidoptera; Nymphalidae
Product: F-box/LRR-repeat protein 14-like
Exons: 3
Coding region: 129-2132 (667 amino acids)
Biological process (GO): SCF-dependent proteasomal ubiquitin-dependent protein catabolic process
Cellular component (GO): SCF ubiquitin ligase complex
Molecular function (GO): protein binding
Source: RefSeq, a predicted model, not a curated record